Messenger RNA from Eupeodes corollae, 957 nucleotides. Its product is annotated as heat shock protein 27-like. The record is from RefSeq and is a predicted model, not a curated record. Gene Ontology annotation, molecular function: protein folding chaperone. NCBI's taxonomy places the organism in Eukaryota, Metazoa, Arthropoda, Insecta, Diptera, Syrphidae. Bases 146 to 790 code for a protein of 214 amino acids. Gene Ontology annotation, biological process: protein refolding; response to heat. The transcript has a single exon.
AAUCGAGUGUGUCGGGCGUUUUCGUCGGUUAACGCAAAUUUAAAUUAAAUUAUAAUUAAGUAGAAGUGCACCAAACUAUAGUUUUAAUUUAAACUACCUAAAAAUAACUCUAAUUGAAACUAAGGUUUAAACAUUUAAAAAAAAAAUGUCUCUCAUACCAUUUCUUCUUGACUUGGCCGAUGAAAUCAGCGAAUUUCAUCGUGGAGUAGAUGACGACUUCGGUUUCGGUAUCUAUUCGAAUGAUUUUCAUCGCCCAUCAAAGACAGUGUCGCAACUAUGGUUACCUAAGCAUCGUCAGCAUCCCUAUGCAAAUAUUCGCAACAAAAUGCUCAAAAACCAGGAAGACAAAGAAACCAACAACGAGGAUAAGGAAUUUUCGCCGGUUGGUAAAAAUGGCUUCCAAGUUAGCAUGAACGUAAAGCAGUUUAAACCAAACGAACUGACUGUCAAGACAAUCGAUAAUUGCAUCGUAGUCGAGGGCAAGCACGAAGAAAAAGAGGAUGGUCAUGGUCUGAUUGCUCGGCAUUUCGUUCGCAAGUACACCCUACCAAAGGGCUAUGACCCAAAGGAGGUGGCAUCCACCCUCUCAUCAGAUGGCAUCCUCACCGUCAAAGCACCACCACCACUUAAAUCGGGUGAAGGCAGCGAAAGAAUCGUUCAAAUUCAGCAGACAGGUCCAGCCCAUUUGUCUGUUAAAGAGAAUUGCAAAGAUGCCGUCUCCUCGGAAGCAGUUAAGCCACCUCAAUGCGAGAACGGUGAUAAAACGACCACAGAAGAGAUUUCAAAUUAAAUUCCAUUUACGCAUUGGCGUAUGCGCCAAAAUUCCUACUUUUCAAUAAUGAAAAAAGACUAAUUAUAAAUUAAUACGUUUUUUUAUUUUAAAAUAAAUGUAAAAGCGAAUGAAGAUGAUGAACAAAAAAAAGAAAUAAUUAAUAAAGCACUUCCAUUCCAAUCGUA